This is a messenger RNA of Adineta ricciae, 609 nucleotides long. NCBI's taxonomy places the organism in Eukaryota, Metazoa, Rotifera, Eurotatoria, Adinetida, Adinetidae. The record is from the annotation of a GenBank genome assembly.
AUGUUUCGUUGCAAAUUAUUUCUUGUUUUGCUUUUCAUUACAAAUGGUUUGUCUAAACCAAUGGAAAAUCCACCGAACCGUUGUUGUUUUCCAAAACGUUCCAGUGCAAAAUUAGUUGCAACAGCGGACAUGUUAUCAUCUGACGGAACGCUGAUCACAACUUUUAUUGAACAUGAAGAAGUUCGCGACCUUGAAAAUGGAUUAUUGGCAACCAGAGGACCUACAAAUACUUCAAUAGUUGGUCUGCACGAUCAUUUUCACAGAAUUUUUGAUUUUAAAAAUCGACUCUUCUACUCAAUUUCGGCCGAUGGGAAAUCUUGUCUCAAACAUCAUUUACCUGAUUCGCCUAAGAAUUGUAUCGAGGAAUCGGAAAAUUACGUCAACACAUCAAUUUAUAAUUAUAAUGGAAAAGAAGUUCUCGCAGAUACAUGGACAAAGUACAACUAUGGUUUACUUAGUUAUCGAACAGUUAGUCGAGACUCAUGUCUUUUACUCGAAUCGAAGUACAUACCUUCAAAUUCCGAACUCUCUGGAACAUUGAUAACGUAUAACUACGCGGAAGAUAUCGAUCGAAGUAUCUUCGAAAUUCCGUCGGAAUGUCUUUCUUAA